Clunio marinus is the source of this 2607-nucleotide messenger RNA. NCBI's taxonomy places the organism in Eukaryota, Metazoa, Arthropoda, Insecta, Diptera, Chironomidae. The record is from the annotation of a GenBank genome assembly.
GAUAAAAACAAGUCUCACAAAAAUAAACACAAAAAAAAGUCAUUUCAGUCUUUCACAAGUUCUAAGAAGUGAAAAUUCUAUUUUGUGCACCAAUUUAUAGGUCAAUUUUUAAAGAUUCAAUUAAGCAUCUACCUGCUGAGAAGAUUAAAAUCAUAGAAAGAUUGUGUUUGAAAUUUAAUUUUUUGUUGAGAAAUUUUUUCAUGUUUUAAGCAAUUAAAUUUAAGAAGAAGAAAAAUACAAAUUCAUCCAGUUUAAAGACAAAAAAACUAUAAAAAAAGAUCAUCUUAGAAAUUUAAGCAAUUAACAAGUAGAUAACAUUAACACAAGCAAUUAACUGGAUGAAAUGUCUAACAAUAAUUUUGAUCAGACAUCUAACACCAAUGCUGUUUCAGGAAACUUAUCAAAGCAGGAAUCUGUAAUGAGCAUAUACGAACCCACACCAAUGAGUCCAACAAAAAGCAAUUCAGGAAGCAAUGGAUCGUUAUUGAAGCCUCCGUCACUUAACACCCCAGACAAUUCAAUUGAAAAUCCAAUAACGCGUAAAUUCAGUUAUGGAAAUCUUGGAAAUCAAGCAGAAGCUCGAGUUCUUGUUUUGUUUACUGGAGGAACUAUUGGUAUGAUGCGAAACGAUAAAAAUGUACUUGAGCCCAUUGCCAAUCAGCUGCUUAAGCGGAUGCGAAAAUAUCCCCACAUGCAUGACGAAGAAUACGCAUCGAAGCGAUUUGGAAAAUCUUCUUUGAUGGCACCUUUGGUUCUUCCACAUGUUGAAGGCGAACAUCGGAGAAUAAUUUAUACAAUUUCUGAAUAUGAACCGUUGUUGGAUUCCAGCAAUAUGACCUUUCAAGAUUGGAUGAAAAUUGCAGAAGACAUUAUGCAAUCUUAUGAGUUCUUUGAUGGAUUUGUUGUUCUACAUGGAACUGAUACAUUAUCUUACACAGCUUCCGCGCUUUCAUUCAUGCUUGAGAAUCUUGGCAAAACUGUAAUCAUCACCGGAUCCCAAAUCCCAAUCUUCGAAACACGAUCUGAUGGCAAAGACAAUUUCAUGGGUUCACUCAUUAUUGCGGGAAACUACGUGAUUCCUGAAGUAUGUGUGCUUUUUAACUCCAAACUCUUCCGCGGAAAUCGGACGAUAAAAAUUAGUUCGGCAUCACUUGAUGCUUUUGAUUCUCCGAAUGUUUCUCCAAUUGCUAAAUUGGGACUCAGCGCUGAAGUUGAUUAUCGUCUAAUUUUUCGUCCAUGUAAAGUAGCAAAAUUUACUGUUCACUCAAAAUUAGAUGAAAAUGUUGGAAUUUUGAGAAUCUUUCCGAACAUGCCAACUCAAACCAUAAAAGCAUUUUUGCAACCACCUAUGAAAGGAGUUGUUUUACAAACAUUUGGUUCAGGAAACAUUCCAAACAAUCGUCGUGAUUUGCAUGAAACACUUAGGGAGGCAACAGAUCGUGGGAUCAUUAUUGUUAAUUGCACUCAAUGCAUCACUGGAUCAGUAGCAGAAAUUUAUGAAACGGGACGUCAAUUGCUAGACUGCGGUGUUAUUCCAGGUUUUGAUAUGACACCCGAAGCUGCGCUAGCAAAAUUAUCUUACGUUUUGGGAAAGGAUGAUUGGAAUUUGAACACAAAGAAAGUCAUGAUGCAAAACAACUUAAGAGGUGAACUUACAAAUGGUAAAGCCCCGCAACUUGAUGACUAUGAUUUAGUUGAUGCUGUCGCACGUUCACUUCAUCUGUCAACGCCAAAAGAAUUGGAACAGCUUGGUGCUGUAUUAUUUCCUGCUAUGGUGAAUGCAUCAGUCGUCAGUGGUGAUACAAAGAAAAUUGAUAUGUUGAAGAGCUAUGGAGCAAAUUUGUCUGCUAUCAAUUAUGAUUUAAGAACAGCUUUACAUGUUGCUUGUGCGGAAGGAAACGAAGAUGUUGUAAAGCAUUUACUUCUCAAUGGAGCGGCAGUUCACAUACGUGACAGAUAUGACAGAAGUCCUCUCUUUGAAGCAAUAAACCAUGAUCAUCAUGAAAUAAUUAAAUUGUUGUUAAAAUGUGGCUCACACGUGACGGGAUCAACAAGAGGAUUAGGAGACAGCUUAUGCGGAGCAGCAGCAAGAGGUUUAAUAAAACGUCUAGAGUCUUAUCGUCUUGCAGGCGUUGACCUAUCACUUCAAGAUACAUCCGGAAGAACUGCUUUACACUUGGCAGCACUUCAUGGUCAUGUCAACGUUAUUGAUUAUUUACUCAAUCAUGAAGUGGAGUUUACGAAUGACCUACUCGGUCUAACACCCUUGGAUUAUGCAAAGAAAGGAAAUAACCUGUCAAUCAUUACUAAGCUCGAAUCAAAAAUCCCCCAUCUAAAUGGAAAUUCUGAUUAAACCUUUUUUUCAUUUUCUCAAUAAUCAAGAAGAAGAAAACUCAUGAAAAUUUUAUCUGUUGACUACGUAGGAUAUAAAACAAGGAAAACAUUUAUGAAACAGCUUAAAUAAAUGAUUAUCUACUCAAGAAAAAUUCUCUUCACGAUUUCAUUUUUAUCUGUUUAUUUUCAUUUUUAAAUGUUAAAUGUGGGCGAACAAUAAAAAAUUAAUAGAACAGUAUUUACUUAAAAAUUCUAUAAAUGCUGAAACAAUUA